Molecule: messenger RNA, 3692 nt
Organism: Pseudo-nitzschia multistriata
Lineage: Eukaryota; Bacillariophyta; Bacillariophyceae; Bacillariales; Bacillariaceae
Source: the annotation of a GenBank genome assembly
CAAAGGCCCAGUAAUCGACACCACUGUCGUGACCCUUCGAAAGAAUGAUCUCUGGUGCAAGGUACUCCGGGGUACCGCACAGUGUGUAUGUCUUGUCGGAAACAAUCUUCGCAAAACCAAGAUCGACUAGCACACAGUAUCCCUUAGAAUCAAUAAGAAUAUUCUCGGGUUUCAAAUCACGGUACGCAAUACCUCGGCGAUGCAAAUGCGAUAGCGAUUCUAGAAUACAUGCAGCAUAAAAUCGAGAGUUGCCGUUUGGAAUACCAUCUCUUGUCUCCGUAUGGAUCACGGAGAACAAUUCACCUCCUUGGACUAGAGCAAUCAGCAUGUACAGAUGGCGGUCAUCCUGGAAGGUUGCUACAAGAUCAACAACGAAGGGAUGCUGGAUGUUGGCCAUGAUAUUCUUCUCACGAAGAACACCCUCUACUUGAUGAUGCCCGAUGAUUGCACGUUUGCUCAAUUGUUUCAGAGCGUAUGGGGCACUAGUUUUCUUGUGACUGACGAGCCAGACCUUCCCGAACGUUCCAACACCCAAAAUACGGAACUUCACAAGAUCAUUGAGCUUAAUGUCUUUGUUCAAGGUAACAGUAUGCAUGACGAGUGGCUUUCCAAGACGUUUAAUAUCUCCGAUGACACUCUCGAUAUCUUUUCUGGUAAGAACUCCGCAUUCUGUGUCUGCUUCGAUCUUGACAGUGAUGGGGGACGGGCUUCCGAUUGGUUCUUUCAACCAAAGCGCUCCAAAGUAGUCGGCAUCCAUCAAGGUGUUGACUUGACCCUUGGAAUUCGAAACUACAAUUCGACCCUCACGAAUAAUAUAGAGAUUCGGUUCGUAUUCUUUUCCCUCCUCCGCAAGGAUGGUUCCGGCGGGAAAAGUUUGUUCCGUUAGCAACUCGGUGAGACGGGUCAUUUCGAACGGCUGGAACUCAGAAUUGGCAAAGACGGGAACACCUUCAAGCGUUCGUUUCUUUGCAGCUCGAUCGAUGAGAUGCUGGAGUGGGCCCAAAACCUUUUCAAAUGUGUCACGUGACAAACAUAAGGUAGUGCAAUUGGUGACAGCCGUAAUGUUCGCUGACCGGGCAUCUCCAGUCAGCAGGGCCCGUUCCCCGAACCAAUCACCCGGACCUAUGACUUGAUCUACGUAUUGACUAUCCCCGAAACCGAUGUCGUGAACUUUGACCUUACCUUCCCGAAGGAUGUAGAAUACCUCGCCAACAUCCCCCUUAUUGAUAAUGCGUUCUCCCUCAGGGAAGGUCACCGAUGUCAGUGCAUCGGAUAUGCGCAAUAAAUCAUUUUCCGCCAGUUCAGAAAGGAAAGGCACCUUGCGCAAGACAUCGUGGAUAUCCUUUUGCUGACUAGCAUUGUUGUUGGCCAACAUGUAUCGGAAUGUUCGUUGAUCGACCUUCCACAAGCGGCAAGUUGUAUUCGCCAGGCAAGUAGCAGCACGUGGACAGUUAUAAAGCAAGGCUAGUUCUCCGAACGAUCCUCCACGACCGCAUGCACCGACGUGGUUUCCGUCAACAGCAAACGUGACAUGACCUUCGUCAACUACGUAGAAGAAGUCUCCGGUUUCUCCUUGCUUAAUGAUUACGGUUCCUGCUUGAACCUUCUCCAUGACCAUGGCAUCGAUCAAGAGUCGACGUUCCUGUGCAGACAAGGAAGCGAAAAUGAAAUUGUCCACUAAGGAAUUGUCAAUGAAUCGAACGGCACCAUCAGAUUUGGGAUACUUGGGAACCUCGAACUUCUCGGUCAGAUCGACCUUUUCUGCGAAAAUAUUCUCGGCACGUUUUUGCUUUUGUCUGGCCUUUCCGUGGGCGUUGAUUUGCCGUUCUCGGUCCUCGGCGUCCGUUUGCAUGGGUGCCACGCCGCCAUCGUCUACCUUUGGUACAGGAGCUGGCGGAGGAGCAGCUACCGGUGCCUGUGAAAUUUUGUUUGUUUGUGGUCGUUGUUGUUGUCGUCGUGAUUGAACCACAGAUUUGAUGUGUGGUGUACCGUGCGUGCGUGGGAAUUUGUUUUGGUGAUUGGCAUACGAUUAUGUCCGCAUGCAUCAUUGUUGAACACCAAGUUAAAAGAAAAAAGAGAAUGGUUGCAUUGUGAGUAUACAUUGGUAUUCGUAAAUGUUUUUAUCUGGGUUGGAUGAACGGUCGGUUGGGGGAAAUGGGUCGGAACACAAGAGGACAAAUAUUCAUUGCACAAUGCAACAGAGAGGAAAUAUUUUUCGCAAAUGCUGAAUAAGAGCGCCAAUCCUCCAACCGGUUGGAAUCUGGAGUACGUGACGCGACAAUACGAUCGGGUGCUCGACCGAUCAAUCGAUCAAGCGUUGCAAGUUGAUCUCGAUAUUAUGACACUUGCAUUUCCAGAAACCCUCGGAGAAGCGUGACUAUCACUCUUCCUCUCCGACUUCUUCUUCUUGAACAUUUUGUUUAACCGAUUCAUCUUGUAUGUAAGUUCCGACUUCUUAAUCUGUCCCGGCGAGCUUCCAAAGAAUGCCUUGUGGGUUUGAUUGUUCAGCGGAGAUUGCUUGGUGAAAAUAGGGCUCAGGAGAGCAGAGCACCCUUUGUGUCAAUUGGUGGAAGCAAGUAAUCAAACGAAUCCAAAGGAUUUUUCAUUACGGGACAGCGGAGGUGCCAGAACCUCUCGAAAUGCUCCCUACUACAGUAGUAAGAGCAACGAGUACCAGUACCGGUAUGAUGGUGGUGUCUGAUAGUAUUUCGCGUAAGGGUCAUUCUCCCGAGCGUUGCGCCGAAGCACUUCUGUUUCUUGGCCAAAUUCAACAAGACCAGACAGGCUAAAGGUGCCGUAACGUACGGGGGAGACCCCGUACCGUACGAUCGCGCAUGGCAGGAGAUUUGGUCCGCACCGAGCGUGCAGCUUUUCCGAAGGCAGCAGAUGGAACCCUGAGACAGUUCCAGUCAUCCAUUUUAAUUCAAACUCUCGUACGGUAGGGUACGAAGAACGACCCUCCCUCUUUUCAGUCCCAGAACGUUUUUAGUCACAUAUUCGAUCGAACGAAUCAAUCAAUCACAUUAAAUGCACGGGCCAUCACAGAAUACAUUAUUAAAAACAAACCAAACCAAUCCAAAAAACAACAAUUACGAAAAAAUAAUGCAAUUGUGAUGCUCGGGCACGAAAAACUGUAACGGUGGAUACAGACCGUGGCACAAUUACUAGCACCGUUACGACAACUCACCGAAGAUGACGCAUCGGCGUCCUCUUUAACCCCUUCUGCGGAUGUCGAAUGCUUCUGUUUCUUCUGUGGCGUAGGAUCAGUUGUCGAUGGUGAAGGCGGCGUCUUUUUUUCCAUUCUCGCCGACGGUUCUACCGACCGCGGCCGGUGCAAGGAAUGUUGUUCCUGCGACUCUUCGGGGCAAGAAAUGGCGGCUGUCGGAUCUGUUGCUAGUUGUCUCUGUUUUCUACCAGUGCCCAUGCAUUGACCCAUUGUUUUCUGAUCGCAAUGGCGGUUGAGGUUCAAAUAAGAUUUCCUCGAGAAGCGUUCGGGCAGCGUGGUUGGGAUUCGCCGUCACGAAGGUGUGUUGUUUGUUGAAAGAAGUAAUCUUCGGUAGUACAAGGUUCUCGAAAGAGGUUAUUGAUAUCAUCAACAUAAAACUCAAAAAGUAUAAUUUUUAAAGGUCAACGGCAUUUAUGAAAACUAAUGCACUAUCGGCAGUCUCCUGUAAAAAAUACAUAAAAGUAAU